AUGAUUCAUUCUAGCGAUCGUAAUCAUAGACGAAAAAAGCUUUCGUAAUUUAAGCAUUAAGCCGGACCUUUCAUCAUAUUUUUUACUGUCCUAAUGCCGACCAAUUGCGUGAUUUUAGAAUAGUUUUUUUUCGAUUUGAAAAAGGAUUCUGCAUCUGAAUUAAUAAACGGAUUUUUAGUUUAUCUUUCUUAUGCCAUGGCUAUGUGGUCAUAUUACUAGUCAAUUACAAUAAAAAAUUACACAAUAGAUAAGGCCACUCCAAAUUAAGAUAAUCGAAGAAUUGAUCCUUUGUAUAAAAACACUAAUUCCUGUCUUUAAUGCAACAAAUGGAAACCUAUACGAACUCAUCAUUGUUCCCUUUGUGGCAAAUGCAAUCUAAAAAUGGAUCACCAUUGCCCUUGGAUUCACAAUUGCGUAGGUUUAAGGAAUCAUAGAUGCUUUUAUCUCUUUACUAUGUAUAUGACUAUAGGUGCAUUGUAAUAUAGCUAUGCAUCUUGGGUUUAUUUUAGAUAUUUGUUUCGAAGUAGCAAUGGGUUCUUUUCUCAUCAAUCUACCUUCUUUUAUAUUUAUUGGUUUUUAACAAGUUUGGUUUUAUACCCAGUUUGUGCUAUGUUAUGUUUCUUAUUAGUUUAUCAUACAUCCCUAAUUAUUAAUAAUUAGACUACAUUAGAAUAAAUGGAAAACAGCUAAAGUGGAAAUGGUUGUUGUUUACAAAAUGACAGGCCUCCAAAGAGCAUUAAUUUGUUCAAUAGAGGAAUACUAUCUAACAUAGCGUGGUUUUUUAAUUACUCCUAUUUUUGGUUUCUUCCUUUUUAAAACAUUUACAAGCAAGAUGGUACUUAAUAUCCAAUUGCUCCUUUAUGCACCAUUUAAGAUAUUUAAAUCUAUAAUCCUUAAUUGCAAAUUGGAUAAAUACCAGAUCAACAAUUUGAUUUUGAUAAAAUUGACCAAAAAUAUGAAGAAUACUUAGCAAUUGCCAAACAGAAAUACAAAAAUAAAAGACUAGUACUUAUUGGAAAAGAAAUAUAACUUGAUUGAUAUUUAUGUGAACAGAUUAUAACAAAUAGAGAUAUAAAUCAAUAAAAA
Molecule: messenger RNA, 1086 nt
Organism: Paramecium tetraurelia
Lineage: Eukaryota; Ciliophora; Oligohymenophorea; Peniculida; Parameciidae
Exons: 4
Molecular function (GO): palmitoyltransferase activity
Source: RefSeq, a predicted model, not a curated record